AUGGGGACAACAGUCUUCGUUGCCUCAAGAGAGGCCACCAUUGACCAGAGAGGUGGCACCCGGGGGGCACGGGACGUCCCCUUUGGAGCUGGAGGUGGCCCCGUGGGGACAAGAGAGGUCUUCGUUGAAGAGAGAGGUGGCACCUGGGGCACAAGGAACGUCCCCUUUGGCAUUAGAGAUGGCCCCGUGGGGGCAACAGUCUUCGUUGACGCAAGAGAAGCCACCACUGACCAGACAGGUGGCACCCGGGGGGCACGGGACGUCCCCUUUGGAGCUGGAGGUGGCACCGUGGGGACAACGGUCUUCAUUGGCUCAAGAGAGGCCACCAUUGACCAGAGAGGUGGCACCUGGGGCACAAGGAACGUCCCCUUUGGCAUUAGAGAUGGCCCCAUGGGGGCAACGGUCUUCGUUGACGCAAGAGAAGCCACCAUUGACCAGAGAGAUGGCACCUGGGGGGCACGGGACAUCCCCUUUGGCACCAGAGGUGGCCCCAUGGGGCCAAGAGAUGCCACCACCAAGACAAGAGGUGGCACCUGGGGCACAAGGGACAUCCCCUUUGGAGCUGGAGGUGGCCCCAUGGGGCCAAGAGAUGCCACCGCCAAGACAAGAGGUGGCACCUGGGGCACAAGGGACGUCCCCUUUGGAGCUGGAGGUGGCACCAUGGGGACAAGGGUCUUCGUUGACGCAAGAGAGGCCACCAUUGAACAGAGAGCACCGGAGGUGGCCCCGGCGGUGCCCGCAGGAGGACCCCAAUCCAUGUCCCAAGAUGGCCCCAGAAGGGUCUCCGAGGAGGUGCCCGGAGAUGCCCCUGGAGAAGGUGGCCAGGGGGUCCCCACGGAGACCCUCGGCAAAGUCCCCAGCGGGGUCCCCCAGGGGGAAGGGUCCAGCCUGGUCCCCGAGGGCGUCGCCAAGGAGGUGCCAAGGGAUGUUCUCCAGAGGGUCCCCAAAGGUGUCCCCAAGGAGAUGCCAAGGGAUGUCCCCAAAGAUGUCCCCCAGGAGAUUCCAAGAGAUGUCUCCAAAGGCGUCCCCAAAGCUGUCUUUGGAGAUGUCCCCGAGGAAAUUCCAAGAAAUGUCCCCAAGGGGGUCCCCGAGGAGGUUCCAAGAGAUGUCUCCAAGGAAAUUCCAAGAGAUGUCUCCAAGGAAAUUCCAAGAGAUGUCUCCAAGGGGUUCUCCAAGGAAAUUCCAAGACAUCUCCUCAAGAGGGUCCCCAAGGAGAUGCCAAGGGAUGUCCCCGAAGGCGACCCUAAAGCCGUCUUCGGAGAUGUCCCCAAGGAGGUGCCAAGAGAUGUCCCCAAGGAAAUUCCCAGAGACGUUCUCCAGAGGGUCCCCAAAGGCGUCCCCACGGAAAUCCCACAAAAUGUCUCCAAGGAGAUCCCAAGAGACAUCUCCAUGGGAUCCCAAGAGACGUCUCCACGGGGUUCUCCAAGGAAAUUCCAAGACAGCUCCUGUCCCCGAGGAGACUCCAAGAGACAUCCCCAAGGAAAUUCCAAGAGACGAGGUGUCUCCAAGGGGUUCUCCAAGGAGACUCCAAGAGACGUCCCCAAGGGGGUCUCCAAAGAAACGCCAAGAGAUGUCCCCGAGGAGAUUCCAGGAGGUGUCUCCACGGGGUUCUCCAAGGAAGCUCCACGACACCUUCUCCAGGGGGUCCCCCAGGGGGUCCCCGAGGAGAUCCCAAGAGACGUCUCCAUGGGGUUCUCCAAGAAGACUCCAAGACACGUCCUCGAGAGGGUCCCCAAGGAAAUUCCAAGAGAUGUCUCCAAGGAAGCUCCACGAGACCUUCUCCAGAGGGUCCCCCAGGGGCUCCCCGAGGAGAUUCCAGGAGGUAUCUCCAAGGGGUUCUCCAAGGAGGUCCCAAGACACGUCCUCCAGAGGGUCCCCAAGGAAAUUCCACGAGAUGCCUCCAAGGAACCUCCCCGAGAUGUUCUCCAGGGGGUCCCCGAGGAGAUCCCCGGAGGCGUCUCCACGGAAAC
Molecule: messenger RNA, 1970 nt
Organism: Tauraco erythrolophus (red-crested turaco)
Lineage: Eukaryota; Metazoa; Chordata; Aves; Musophagiformes; Musophagidae
Source: RefSeq, a predicted model, not a curated record